This is a messenger RNA of Candoia aspera, 1035 nucleotides long. RefSeq names its product superoxide dismutase 3 (gene SOD3). Gene Ontology annotation, molecular function: copper ion binding. The coding region runs from base 156 to 893 and encodes 245 amino acids. NCBI's taxonomy places the organism in Eukaryota, Metazoa, Chordata, Lepidosauria, Squamata, Candoiidae. Gene Ontology annotation, biological process: superoxide metabolic process. The transcript has 2 exons. The record is from RefSeq and is a predicted model, not a curated record.
CUCAGUCGCUUCAGAGAGCUUUGGAAUCUGGACUUGAAUGCUUGCCAUUGUUCCUAUGAAGAAUUUGCAAGCAACUAGACUGUGCCACUGGAAAACAAAUCUUUGCUGAAGGAAACCUCUGGUGAAGGCUGCUCCAGGAUCUGAAUUGUUCCGACAUGAUCCUUCUGCUGUUUCUCACUCCUAGCUUGGUUCUUUGUGACACCAAUGUCAACAUAGCAUGGGGAGACUCACCACCUACCGCAAGCCCACUCAUAGACAUGCAGAAGAAAAUUAAUGAUCUGUGGCUGAGUUUGCUGUACCCACAGCUCUACGAGGAGAUCAUCGCAGCCAACCGGACUGCCUAUGCUAGUUGUUCUGUAAAACCUGAUGACAAAUUGGAGUCAGACAAGCCACACGUGACAGGUCAGGUUCUGUUCAGGCAGAACUACCCACAUGGACAACUGGAGGUGAUUUUCUCCCUGGCUGGAUUUCCGAUAGGCACCAACCUAUCUAGGAGAGCGAUUCAUAUUCAUCAGUACGGAGACCUCAGCAAUGGCUGUGUUUCUCUUGGAGGACACUACAACCCUUGGAAAGUGAAUCACCCUCACCAUCCUGGGGACUUUGGAAACUUUUACGCUAAAGAAGGCAAAAUUAGAAAAUUAAAAUCAAACCUCAAGGCUACACUCUUUGGACCACAGACCAUUCUUGGAAGAUCAGUUGUGAUCCAUGAGCAGGAGGAUGACCUAGGGAAAGGGGACAACCAAGCCAGCUUGGAGAAUGGAAAUGCUGGGAAACGUCUGGCAUGUUGUGUCAUCGGGACAUGUAACAAAAACCUGUGGGAGAAGCAUCUCCCUGAUGUUACAGCAAAAAGAAAGAAAAGGGUUAUAAAACAAGCAUGGGCUGGCCGAGCAUAGCUGACAGCCAAGUUACAACCAAUAGAUUUUGUAUCUGCUGAGCCAGUGCAAUACCUGGUUCCCUUCUGAAGAUAGGCACCCCUGUUUUAGUGAAUUCCUCUCCUCUAUAAGCCGAUUAAUAAUAAAGAGGAACAGCACAGUC